AUGGACAAGGAAGAUAAACAACAGCAACAGUCUCCAGCCGCGCCUUCUUCCCCUAAUAACACCGAACAAAAUAAAGACAAAGCACAAGGGAAAGUUCAAGCAAAUGGUCAGCAAGAGAUAAGCGAACAGCAACCAGAUGAGAAAUCAAAUACUACUUAUGAAAUUGCCACUUCUUUUACCACGUUGAACCAUGGAACAACCAGUGUUGUUGACCCUGUAAGUGUUUUUUAUUUUUUUCCUUCUUUUGGUAUUUUGAUUUGCCCUUAUUCAAAUUCUCCCAGUAGUAAUUUUAACGCUACUACUGUCACAUAUACUGCACAACAGUAUGGCUUGAUUAUCCCACCUGGUAGUCAUCCAUUUGUCAUUACCCCGACAACUCCUCCCGCACAAGCAAAUGCUGCUUCUGCCAAUGCUUCACCCAACGCGGCGACCGAAGAUCAAGAAGAACCACUUUAUGUUAACGCUAAACAAUAUCAUCGAAUCUUGAAGCGAAGAGCAGCUCGCGCGAAACUAGAGGCUGAAAAUAAAAUUGCUCGAGGACGUAAGAAAUACCUUCACGAGUCUCGUCAUAAACAUGCUAUGCGAAGACCACGUGGACCCGGAGGUAGAUUCUUGACUGCCGCGGAGAUUCAAGAGAUGGAUCGAAAAAAGAAAGACGAGAUGUCUGGUGGAAAAUGGUGUCAAGAAAGAGAUUCAUAA
Messenger RNA from Ambispora gerdemannii, 699 nucleotides. The record is from the annotation of a GenBank genome assembly. Lineage: Eukaryota; Fungi; Glomeromycota; Glomeromycetes; Archaeosporales; Ambisporaceae.